UUUAGUAAACUAACUUAAUAUUGGUUAUCAGUAACAUUGAUAAGGUUGGCUUGACUAUUAAAAAUAGUAUCCGUACGUUCCCUCUUUAGCUACAAUAAUUAUUUUAUACAGGGAAAUGGUCUAGUGAACAGAUAAUGGAAAAUACUACUUCCGAUGGACAACCUACAGGUACAUAUCCCCGCUCCAAGGGCGUGGUUGAGAUAGUGUCCCGUACACUAUGGGACUCGCUACCCCCGCGGAAGGCAGAGGCCCUACCAGGCCAGAGACUGGUAGUAUGGUUCUCGGACACGGCUACUCCAGAGUGUAAGAACUUUACGGAUUGCAUGUCUACCGUGCAAGAGCUGCAGAUUCAGCACAUGGACGUCCUUAGGCUGCCAGACAUCAAACACAAUUUCCUGAUCGGAGGAGACGGCAGAGUUUAUGAGGGUCGAGGGUUUGGUGUCAAGCCCAGCAACGAUGAAUACAUUAAAAAGAUGUAUCCUUUGGUUGAAGACACGCUGGACAUAGCGUAUAUAACUACAUUGGAAAAUACCACUGACCAACCUACGCCUCUUAUGCUGGAAACGGCAAGAGAUCUAGUUGACUACGCUGUAAAACGUGGAUACGUAGUACGUAAAGAUGUUAAGAAAAUUAACUACUGGGAGAAAAAAUUAAAAACCGUGACAAACCUACAGUACGACAAUAUUUUUAUUUAAUACGUUUAAAAAUAAACUCAAGCGUCUAUAAUAACGACUGAAACUUUAUUGGAGAUAAUACUCUGAUACAGAACAGGUUCUUCACCUAAAAGAGCCAGUCUUCUUUGUUUUAUAGAGGACAGAUAGACCUAGAUAUUACAGAUAAGUUCUCAACCAUCAGAGUACGACAACAUUAUAUAACUGAAAUUCAAUAUACUUGAGUUGAAUUUAGAGUAAAC
This is a messenger RNA of Macrosteles quadrilineatus (aster leafhopper), 913 nucleotides long. Its product is annotated as peptidoglycan recognition protein 4-like. Gene Ontology annotation, biological process: peptidoglycan catabolic process. The transcript is spliced from 4 exons. NCBI's taxonomy places the organism in Eukaryota, Metazoa, Arthropoda, Insecta, Hemiptera, Cicadellidae. The record is from RefSeq and is a predicted model, not a curated record. Bases 135 to 695 code for a protein of 186 amino acids. Gene Ontology annotation, molecular function: N-acetylmuramoyl-L-alanine amidase activity; zinc ion binding.